Messenger RNA from Aspergillus homomorphus CBS 101889, 1716 nucleotides. RefSeq lists its product as uncharacterized. Lineage: Eukaryota; Fungi; Ascomycota; Eurotiomycetes; Eurotiales; Aspergillaceae. The transcript has 9 exons. Gene Ontology annotation, biological process: amino acid transmembrane export from vacuole. Bases 1 to 1716 code for a protein of 571 amino acids. The record is from RefSeq and is a predicted model, not a curated record.
AUGAUAGACCACAGAAACGAUACCAGCGCAGAUCGCGAUCACAGCUCCAACAAUAAGCACAUUGACCACGAGACAACACUUUUAUCCCAAGAGCAAUCAUUUGGUGGUCUAGGAGGAACUGAGCAUCUCUCCAAAGCGGAGAACGUCCCCAAUCAGCCCGCAACGACCCGCAGAGAGCUCUGGUCCUACUAUCUGUACUACAAUGGCGACAAUGGGGUGGGUCCGGGCUCUUAUACUCAGACACUCUUUCAAUGGGCGUUGAACGGCGCUGGCUGGCAACCAGACACCAAUCCACGCAAAGCAUGUACAGACAAUUCGCCGUGUGUAGUUCCAUGGGCUGGAGGUACUCGCUCCGUCUCCUCUGUUGUUCUGAUCGCCAAUGGGCUGAGCUUCACAUUCAUGACGGUGACAUUCGUCUGGCUCGGAAGUGCAGCUGAUUACGGCUCCUUCGGACGCUGGUUGCUGCUGGUAUUGACCGUGAUCUGCUGGGCUAUGCAAUACAGCAUGAUGUCAGUUCGACAUCCCAGCCAAUGGCCUACAGCAAUGGGUCUUUACGUGAUUUCGUACGUUGCGUAUGGUGCAACACUAGUCUUUUAUGCAGCUGUAUUUCCCAGGCUCGCGCGCCAUAUGCCGCAUGUUCGAAAAGCCCGCGAGGAUUUGAAGGAAGGAAAGCUCAGCCAGCAGGAGUACGAUGCUGUUGAGUCGUUGGAACGGAACCAUAUCAGCAAUGUUUCGACAGCACACAGCAACAUCGGAUACUUGGCAGUGCUGGUCCUGAAUCUAAGCGUGCUUUUGCCACUUCGGGACAACUCUUUCUCGAAUAAUCUUGCGCUCUGCUUGACGAACUCAUAUUGGGUGAUUCUAGGAAUCUGGUGGUUUAUCUUCCAGCAGAAACGACCCGGACCCAGGGUUCCCGAGGGGUCAAGCUACGCGACCAUUGGAUUCAAGCAGAUUUGGCUCGCCUUGCGUAAGGUCCGGGCUUUACCCCAAACCUUCCUCUACUUCGUGGCGUACUUCCUUCUCGCAGACGGGCUCAACACCACCGGGACUCUCGUAUCGAUCAUCCAGAACGAUUUCGUCGCAUUCUCCUUCCUCCAAGUCACAUACCUAGGCAUAACCCAAGCAGCAUGCUCAAUCGCUUCCACUUUCGGCUUCUGGUACAUCCAAAACUACUUCCAGAUCCGCACAAAGCGCAUGUUCCUCAUCACGAACUUCUUUACCGUGCUCAUUCCAUUUUGGGGAAUGUUGGGCUUGUGGACUAAGCGCAUCGGAUAUCACCACCGGUGGGAGUUCUAUCUCUACAACGUCAUCUUCGGUCUCUUCCAAGCUCCAUAUUACGCCUACGCCCAAACAAUGAUCAGCGAGCUCAUGCCCCCAGGCUACGACAACAUGUUCUUCGCUCUCUUCGGAAUUACGAACCGCGCGUCCUCUAUCAUCGGCCCGAACGUCGUGCAGGCGAUUAUCAAUGAUACGCGGAAUAACUGGAUGGGAUUCCCGUUUCUGUUUGCGAUCUGUGCGGCGGCGAUGGUGGCUAUUAUGUUUGUGGAUGUGGAGAAGGGGAGGGAGGAUGGGAGGCGGUUCAUGGAGGAGCAUGCUGUUGCUUCGGCUUCGAGUGCGGGGGGUGGAGGUAGGGUGGGAACAGGCACGACGGUUAAGGGGCCUGUGAUUAUUAGUACGGAGGAGGGAGAGGGGAGUGGAGUGUCGAGGGGGGGGUAG